This is a messenger RNA of Thalassophryne amazonica, 4183 nucleotides long. Its product is annotated as sterile alpha motif domain-containing protein 9. The record is from RefSeq and is a predicted model, not a curated record. Gene Ontology annotation, cellular component: cytoplasm. NCBI's taxonomy places the organism in Eukaryota, Metazoa, Chordata, Actinopteri, Batrachoidiformes, Batrachoididae.
CUGCAACACCUUGGGAGAUCUUUCUGGAGCACCGUUUGGAUCUAUGAAGAGGACGGACCCGGGGAAGUCACUGGACAUGAUUUGAAACUGAGGGCUACGAUUCAUGAAUGCCCAAAAUGACGAAUGGACCGGCGCUGUCUACUGCCAAGGGAGGAGAGAUUUAUGUGGGAAGUGAAAUCCAGGCAUCCCUUUCACAUCUGAAUGUUCUUUAUGCAAAUCAUUUUGAAGGAGUGUCCAUAGAUCCUAAUGUUGCCAAGGAGACAGAAGUUAACUUUUACAAAGGAGCGCCUCCAGAAUGGGACAACUUCUACCUGAGUGACCAGGCAGAGUCAACUGGCACUGGAACGCCUUUCAUUAAACGAGAUGGAUAUAAGCAACUCAUGCAGCAAAUUCAUGAAAGAAAAAAGAGUCCUGGAACAUCAACGAUUAAGUUGUUCCACCAACUGGGAUGUGGGGGAACGACUCUGGCCAUGAAGGUGUUGUGGGACUUGAGAAAAACCUUCAGGUGCGCCAUAUUAACAAGCCCAAUUUCAGACACCAGACUGACUGCCAAAGAGGUGAUUCACCUUUUCACAGCAGGUCAUCUAGGCCACCAGAACACAGUGCUGCUGUUAGUGAAUGACGAGCACGUUCUGAACAAAAUACCACACGAAAUUAUGGAAGAGCUUCGUCAACAGCAGAUAACUACCUACAGUCAUGUGGCGAUUCUUCUUCACUGUGACAGAAAUGUAGCCAUUUCAAACAGCGACGAUAUCGUAGUCAAAGACGAACUGUCGCAAAAGGAGAAAACUGAAUUUAACAAGAAAAAGGAAGAGCUCCGCAAGAACUGCAGCAAGAAAUGUCAACAAUUUCACGGCUUCAACAUAAUGCAAACAGGUUUCGAUCGAGAGUAUAUCCAGCGAACAUGCACCAUCCUGAAAAAUGUUAAGAGAACAAAUCGACCAAGGAGUGCUCAGCUCGUAGCCAUUCUGUCUCUACUGAAUGCCUACGUACCAGGUUCAUACCUCCUCCAGUCUCAAUGCCUGGACUUCCUCAAGCACAGCUCCACCGAUGUGGAAUUAUCAUUGGAAGAUAAAAUGCAGCCCUUUAGCCACCUCAUCAUCACCUUCCAAAAAGAUAAAAAAAAUCAUCAUGGCACACCCUGCCAUAGCACAGUACUGCACCAAACUGUUAGCAGAGGCGGUGUAAGCAGGAGUGACACCGCUAGAAACCUACUGACUAAUUUUUUCUGCAAAACUGCAAUUCCUCAGAGUUUGCCUAGUUUCAUCAAAGACAUGCUAACCAACAGAGAAAUACAAAAGGAAGAGAACCAAACCAACGGUGGCAUGCCUGGAAUGAAAGAGAAGAAAAAAAUGUUUUCUCAACUAAUUCUAGACAUUCAAGGACUGGAAGACAAAGAACAAGCUGCCUCAGUUUUAAAGGUUGCAUCAAGGGUCUUUUAUGAAAGUCCUGUUUUUCCUCAGGCACUUGCUCGUUUCCAUUACAUUGUACGCAAAGAUUACAAUGCAGCACAAAUGUGGGCAGAAACAGCCAAACAAAGAAGCCCCACCAGUUCAUUCAUUGCUGAUACAAUGGGCCAAGUCCAUAAACACCACCUGAACAGCAGAAUGUCUCAUCACAAGCCAGGAGACUCAACAAGCAAGGAUCCUGCCAACCCAAGAGAUAUUUUGCAGAUUGCCAAAAAAGCAAUAGAGGCAUUCAAACAUGAGGAACAACUUGCUGAAAAUGAACUUUGCUCCACCAAAGUCUCUUUUUUUAACAUCAGAGGGCAGUUUGGUUAUCUGCAGAUAUGCAAACUCAUUUAUGACUUCUUGGUGCCACAAAGCGAGACUUGGAAAAGGAUUCUCACAAGGAAUGUUACGUUGAACUCUGUUCCAGGGUUACUCAAAAUCCACAAGUGCUACAGAUUCAAUGAUCUACUAUACAGUCUCAAAGACGAGGUGGAGAAGAAGUGUCAUUUUUUUAAUGCCUACCUGAGUUACUCAAAGCCUGACAAGGAAACAGCGGAUCCUUCGUACAUUUGGCCAGACGUGUUGUCAUGCUACAACAAAUAUGUUGAACACCCUCCACUUGUCCUUGGACAUGAAAUCUCUUUGAAAGGAGACGCACUCAGACAGGAUGACACCCCUGAAUCGUACAUGCACACCAUCAUCAAAGAACGGCCCAAGGAUGAUGAGAAAACGUCCCCCGCCUUCAAAGAUUUAAUUGAAGAAAUGGGCCGAUCCUAUGAUUGCACAUAUGCAAAGUACCUUCAAUCAAGAUAUCUUCUUCCCAUAUUUUACCUUUGUAAGGACAAGGACAACAAGAUUGUUCUGUCAGAAAAAAAUCCCCUUUUGAUUGGGAAAGAAAAACCAACAGAAGGUAUUCUGAGUGACAAGCACAGCAAGGAAGAAAUCAGACAUCUGAAGGGCAAAGAAAACCUCUUCAAACUACACGGAGUUGUCAGAAACCACCACAUUUUUGCAAAAGUGGCAGGCACAGAAAUCCAAGUGGACGCCAAUUCCCAACAAAGCCUUUGGAAGCCAUGUGAGGUUUCCUUUUUCCUUGGAUUCACCGUCAAAGGUCUGAUAGCUGAUGAUAUCCACGAAAUGCAAGCUAUACAAGAACGGCCAACAGAAAAGCUGAAAUAUGCUUGCAGAAGUACUGAGUGGGACUCCAGCGACUGGACAAACGUCAAACCGAAAGUAACUGAAACUGAAGAGGGACAAACAUACAGCCUCCAGUCUGAAGCAGGCCAUUUCACAUGCAGUGUGUCUUCCCUGCGUUGGGUUUCUCAGGGAAAAGUAAACUUCACUUACCAGUUCAUUUCUUGGGAGGAUUACAAAGAAAGGCCUUCGUGCAUGGAUUACAUACCAGCUGGACCCCUACUGAACAUCACAGUCACAGCUGGAAGCACUGAGGAGAUUCACCUGCCUCACUGGAUCUGUAUAGAUGAUUCUUCUGUAACAUCAGACAUGUUUGCUGUUCUCCAUGUCAAGGACUGUGGAGAUUUCAUGGAUCGCGUGUCUGAAGUAACACCCUCACAUGUCAAGUUACUCGAGCCACAUUUGUCUCCACUUGGGACAAUGAUCCGGAGAAAACUUGGCAUCCCAAUCAAAAUUUACUGUGAUGUCUUAAUAUACAAGACAAGUAAAACAUACCUCACACUGCAUGUGUACCUGGUCCCACCUGAUCCUGCUGUCAAACAGAUGACUAUCAAAACACAAGAAGUUGUCAUGAACAAGAGCCGCAUUUUGUGGAUCAUCACCGUACAGAUUUAAUCAACAGCGUGAGCGAUGUACAACCCAUCCUGGAUAAGCUGAAGGAGAUGGGGUUCAUCUCUGAUGAGGGCUACAAUUCCGUGAGAGCUGAAAAAAAUCACGCAGGAGCAGAUGAGGCACAUCUUAGGGUUGCUGACUACAGUGCAAAGCAAAGAUGCCUUCAUUGAAAUUUUGGAAGGGAUGAAGAAUCUGCAGCACAUCAUCUCUGAGCUGGAGGAAAAUCACUGAGAAUGCACGCUGGAUAUUUGUCCUCCACAGGAAAGAGUCUGCCAAGUGUUUUUUUUUUUUUUUUGCAAGAAAUGUCUCUCCUUUCACAGCACACCUCAGAGAGUUUUUAAAUAUUUUAGAGCCUGAUUACAUUUUUGUUGCAUCCUUUUCCAGAUAGUCUUCAAUGCAUCCACCAAGGAAGAUCAACCAUGUUUUCACCACUGGUGUUCUCUUAGUAGGAUAACUCAAAAAAGUAAUGUACACAUUUAAUGAAAUUUGGUGAGCAAAGAGAUCAUGUUCCAGGACCUACACAAUUCAGUUUUGGACAUGAUCAGGAAAAUAUUCUGGAAGUGAGAUCCACAAAUAUGUUUGGCACAUAGCAACAUUUAACUCAAACUGUUGUGAGAGCAUGUUGAUGAAACUUGGUGAGCAGAUUUCUGAUUUUAUUUAGAAUUUGAUCUGGAGCAUAUUUUGAAUCAGAAGACAUUUUAAGCACUUGGGAACAUGUAUUAAAAAAAUGUAGUUUGGAAAGGAUUUUAUUUAUUUGUUCAUAUUGAUGUCCUGUCCAUUAUUUUACUUGGGGUAUGUUGUUGCCUGCUCACCCGUUUCAAUAAUAAUUGCAGCUUUAAAGUGCCUCAACGUGAAAUUAUUAACAACCUUUUGCAGUGAAGAAUCUCUGGCAACAUCUAUAGAUUUACAACUUUUUCUAUAAAAAA